This is a messenger RNA of Verruconis gallopava, 3684 nucleotides long. RefSeq lists its product as uncharacterized. The transcript is spliced from 2 exons. Bases 203 to 3571 code for a protein of 1122 amino acids. The record is from RefSeq and is a predicted model, not a curated record. NCBI's taxonomy places the organism in Eukaryota, Fungi, Ascomycota, Dothideomycetes, Venturiales, Sympoventuriaceae.
GCAGGACAACAGCUCCGCUUGUUUGUCGCCAACACCGUUGGUGCCCGUUUUCUAGACAUUGUUCUUUCCUGUCAGGAUAUAUACUAUACGGAUACUCGUGCGCAUAAUUGGAUCACACAGGACCGUUGACACGCAUGCCGCGCGCAACUACCGCCUGUAUGCAUCGUUACCCACGCGCUGAGCGUUGCGCGCAACACUUCGAAUGUCAAAUCACGACCUGGGAGAUAAUUUCCAGAAUCUAAGCGAUGCCGAUAUCGAAGCUCUCCACGAGAUCGUGCAGCUCGCGAGCUCGAAACCGGGACCGGCGUUUGGGCCAGGCCUUUUUGCGGCGUACGACGAAGUCAUUGCCGAAAAAAAUGCGACUGCGGCGGAAAGCAGCAGAUAUUUCACAUUCAUAUGUCGCAUGCUCAGGGGACGGAAGCCGAACGAGUCUGUUUUCGAGCGGUUCGUUAGUCUCCUUGCAGAGCACGGAAUCACGGUCACGCCUUACGACGACGCUGCCACCGAUGAUGGAGACCAGGAACACGCACAGGAGGCGGGGCAGCCUGGUUUGGGCGGGCUGGUCGGUGCAGAGCGACACAAUGCUGUGCUUAGCUCGGCGGAGACUCUUGCCGAAGAUGAGGAAGUUGCGCAGUCAAGAAGAAAGUCGAGUCUUGGCGCCUCUACUGGCAUAUCCGGAGUGCCUAAGAGGAGCAAUGUACGAAAGCCAAGGAGGUCGCAGUCCGAGGAUACUCAUAUGCGGGGAAUUCCUACCUUGGACAGAGGCCGGAUGAAUGGACGAGUCUUUUCUUCACAGUUGCCUAACAGGCCGCGAAGAGCGGCGUCUGUCUCUAGCACCCGAAGUUUGAGAAUAACGCGAUCACGGGGGUCCACUAUCGGAAACGCAGAUGCAUACUGGGCCGAUGAAUCUGAUCCUUCUGAUGCCACUCGAUCGCGAAGGCACUCUGUUAUUGAAUCUCAGCCUCCUCUGCCCUUUACAAGUUCCGUGGAUGCGCGGUCAUUUCUACCUCCUGAGUUGUUACAGAAAUCUGAGGAGCAGAUGAAUGCAAUCGCAGAGACUUUUCAAGAAAUGAAAGGCAGGAUAUUGCAGAGACGCAUCCUCACGAAAUGGAACCACAAAGCUAUUCAAGCAAGCGCAAAUCAUGAUCAGAUGUUCGCUAGAGCACAGAAUCAAGAUCGCAAAAAGCUCCUCCGAGACUCUUGGUUUAUCUGGCGACAAAAGCUUGAUGCGAACCGGCUCCACAGAGCAUGGCAGGAAAACGAGAGCUUCUACACUUCAAUGGAGGAAAUGGCCACAAGGGAGCGCGAAGUAAAUCUCAAAUGGGUUGCAUUCUCUCACUGGAAGACAAUGGCUAAAGAGGAGAAGCAGAGGACGUCCAUUGCAAGACGCCACAUAUUGCGCAGGCGAUACUUCAAUGCAUGGAGCAAUGUUACCUCUGUCAACGACUUGAAAGUAAGACGCUGCGUGCUCAAAAAAUUCUUUGCCGUUUGGCAGCGAAGGCUGCAUGCUAUUCAAGCAGAAAGUGACCGGGCGACAAUAACUCACAAUAAAAAUCUUGUGCAGAGGACCUACCAAACCUGGUUCUUCAAUUUUGCAGAGCGGGCAGCACCUGAUCUGCAUGAUCGCAGGCUGGAAAGAAGAUAUUUUGUCCUCUGGCGAGGAGCAGUUCGUCAGCUGCUCGAAAAUGAGCAUAACGCGGAGGAGAUAGUGCGCGGCAACAUGUGCAGGAUGAAUCUUCUAUCUUGGAGAGCUAAGACCCAGGACCUUCUAGAAAUGAACAAGCUCGCCGAAGAUUUCAGGAGACAUAGGUUGCUAUCGAAGAGCCUGGAAAGCUGGAAAAGGGAGGCUGUGCUCGCUCCGAGAGCAGCUCAACUAUCUGCUCGUGUCAAUGCUAAAAUCGAGGCCAAUGCCUUUGCCAUUUGGCGGAGAUAUUGUCAGAUAUCACGACAAGCUGCCCAUGUCCUGGAGCAACGUCUCCUUCGAAAUGCUUUCUCGGCCUGGAAUGACAAGCUUCGAAUCGGGUUUCUUCAGGGCCAAAUAGAAAUCAGGCUCAAGGUUGAAACCCUGUACAAGUGGAAGAUUGCGUCACGCGGCGUAGAAGCUGAGAGAACACACGAGAGGAAGCUUGUGCGAAAUAUGCUAAAUGUCUGGCUGUCUAGAGCGCAGACUAGGCAUCGAAGCAUUGAGGGGGCAGAGCAAUCUUUCGAGCUAUCGCAAAGACAACGAGCGUUGCGUGUCGCGUAUGGAAAGCUUGUAUAUGCCUCGCAACACUGGCAACAACAACAGGCAGAAGCAGAACACUUCCGACAAGUGCGGCUUGUAUAUGCCAUGCUCGCUAAGUGGCAGCAGAAGAAUGCGGAGGUGGAUCUGCUUCGUCGCAAGGCUGCUGCUGCAGAGUUCUACAUACUCACUACGAAGGCUUUGAAGAAAUGGUCUCACACUGCGGAAGAGCAUCGCAAGCAUCGCAAGCGGGAAGCUUACGCCUAUAUUCGUCGAAUGUGCAAGAUGAAUCUUGCCAGAGAAAUGUUGCGACGAAUGCAAAUUCAGCUUGCGCAUGUGCGAAAUUUGGAUCGUUUUUCCGCCGAAUUCCGAGAAGAUCAUGUUGUCAAAACAGCUAUUUCUACCUUCAGGGUUUGGAAAGAUCGUGCGGCGAAAUUUUUACAGGAGGACCAACAGGCUAAGCAGUUAUAUAACCAAAAGAUCCUGCUAGAUGCCUUCAAAAAGAUGGUUCAACGCAAAGAUCAGCUGCAGGAGAUGCAGACACAAGCAAGACAAUUGUCCGCUGGUUCCGCAGCAGUUGAAGCAAUGAACUGCCUGCGUAAACUUGAUAGACGUUUGUUCCAAAUUAAGGGCCAAGAACAGUGGGCAAUCGCAUUGCGGGAUAAACACUGGGAGAAACACGUUAAGAAUAUGUUAAGAUACUGGUAUGAACAAACUUUGGUGGCGAGGCGAGAAGUCGAUGAGCAAGAGGGCAAUGAAGGAGUCGCUGAACGAAUUAUGCGGGCAUCCGCCUCUACAGCGCCGUUCAUAGGCGACUUAACGGUGUUCGACAAUACGACCUGGAACCUCGAGCCCCUUGACCUUAACCUACACAAUUUUCCUUCCCGAGCUCAAGAGGAUGUCGAUACGACAUUCGUCGAAAGUGACGGGAUCAUAACCUCGACACCGCUACCAGGCUAUCUUCGUACUCCCUCUAAGCGCAGUGCUGCACGCGCGAAAGCCCGUGAGCGCAUUGCAGCACACUCACGGACAACCAUGGGACGAACGAUCCGAUUUGCAGACCGAGUACCCGCAACAGCUCCACCUCGUCAACAGACGGCUUCAGCUCCACCCGAUCUGACCUCUCCUUCAGGGCCGAGCAUCACACCUUUUGAACGCAAGCUACGCCAGAAAGGGUAUGCUUCACCUUCUCGAUUUGGAAGACGUACAGUUGGUCUCCGCGGAUCAAGCCGAUUUGGCGCAAGUUUCUCCUCGAGCCAGACGCUGGGCACAUACACACCUGCCACCAGUGGAUUUCCUGGCUUCGAAGAUAUUCCGGAGGUUAGUGAGGAACGGAGCAGAGAUCUGUGAAGUGCAUGGCGAUUGCACUGAGAAUUGGAUAGAGCGAUGGUUAUGUCGAUAACGGUUUUGUGAUUGUUAAGCAUUUGAUGAUACCCUUUGGUUCGUAACAAAAAAAAUGAGAC